AUGUACCAAGAGCCCAUCGAUGCGAAGCUGGCCAUGAUGUCGGAGCAGAUCGAGAAAGCGGCUAAAAUAGAAAAUGCCGUUCUUGAAGAAAGCCCAGACCGAGGUUCAGAAGAAGGAACAGUAAGUCCUGAGAGAGCUAGCGCUUGGCCGAAAGUCCGUCGUUUCGCUCACCUCACUCUGUAUGCAUCUGCGCCUUCUUUCAUCGCCCAAUCGUCCAUCUGA
Strongylus vulgaris is the source of this 222-nucleotide messenger RNA. Lineage: Eukaryota; Metazoa; Nematoda; Chromadorea; Rhabditida; Strongylidae. The record is from the annotation of a GenBank genome assembly.